Ogataea angusta is the source of this 912-nucleotide messenger RNA. RefSeq lists its product as uncharacterized. The transcript has a single exon. The coding region runs from base 1 to 912 and encodes 303 amino acids. Gene Ontology annotation, molecular function: heme binding; electron transfer activity. Lineage: Eukaryota; Fungi; Ascomycota; Pichiomycetes; Pichiales; Pichiaceae. Gene Ontology annotation, biological process: mitochondrial electron transport, ubiquinol to cytochrome c. The record is from RefSeq and is a predicted model, not a curated record.
AUGUAUUCCCAACUUGGAUCUUCGUUGAGGCGACCAUUGAGACUCAGAGCCUUCUCUACCGCAAAGACUCCGGUGUCUUCCAGCACCAAGAGAGUAGUGCAGGGUGUCAUUGCUACGGUCGGUCUCGCUUCUGGAUAUGUUCUUUACCAGGAUUCCCAAACUGCUCAGGCCAUGACUGCUGCCGAGCACGGUUUGCACGCUCCAGAAUACGGAUGGUCUCACGGCGGUAUGUUCGAUACGUUUGACCAUGCCUCCAUUAGAAGAGGGUUCCAAGUUUACAGAGAGGUUUGUGCAGCAUGCCAUUCCUUGGACAGAGUUGCUUGGAGAACGCUUGUUGGUGUUUCGCACACUCAGAACGAAGUCAGAGCCAUGGCCGAAGAGUUCGAAUACGACGAUGAACCAGAUGACCAAGGUAACCCAAGAAAGAGACCAGGUAAGCUUGCCGACUACAUUCCGGGUCCUUAUGCCAAUGAACAGGCUGCCAGAGCUGCCAACCAGGGUGCCCUGCCUCCUGAUCUCUCGCUGAUUGUCAAGGCCAGACAUGGUGGUUGUGAUUACAUUUUCUCGCUGUUGACUGGUUACCCAGAUGAGCCACCAGCCGGCGUCCAGCUUCCUCCAGGUUCUAACUACAACCCAUACUUCCCAGGUGGUUCUAUUGCCAUGGGUAGAGUUUUAUUCGAUGACCUUGUUGAGUACGAGGACGGCACUCCAGCUACCACUUCGCAGAUGGCCAAGGAUGUUACCACAUUCUUGAACUGGGCCGCUGAGCCUGAACACGAUGAGAGGAAGAGACUUGGUGUCAAGGCACUAAUCAUUGUCACCUCCCUCUACUUCCUGUCCAUCUGGGUGAAGAAGUUCAAGUGGGCUCCAAUCAAGCACAGAAAGAUCACCUUCCAUCCACCAAAGAAAUAA